Molecule: messenger RNA, 1480 nt
Organism: Aplysia californica (California sea hare)
Lineage: Eukaryota; Metazoa; Mollusca; Gastropoda; Aplysiida; Aplysiidae
Product: beta-1,3-galactosyltransferase 5
Cellular component (GO): membrane
Molecular function (GO): hexosyltransferase activity
Source: RefSeq, a predicted model, not a curated record
CAAACGACGACGACGACAACAACAACAACAGCAACAAACAACAACAACAACAACAACAACAGCAGCCACAAGCUACCCACCGAUCAACACCAAAAUGCAGAUGGUCCGCUCAGCCCGUACCUCCCUACUGACGCAAAAGCCUUGGCUGCGCCUUGCCUUCAAUAUCUUCAGUGUGGUCAUCCUCUUCUUCUCUCUCCUCUACAUUUUCAGCGGUGUGGAUGACGAGAGGGUGACCUUAUCCAUCGGAGACCCCUACUCCCGAGAAGUUCUGGCAGCUGUCUACAAAAAAUCAUACAGCGCCACGGCCUACUUCCUUCGCCGACAAGCCAUCCGGGAAACGUACGGCGCCCGGAAACUCUUCGGCCACGUGACGCAGCGCGUGGUGUUCCUUCUGGGCACCACGUCAGACGUGGAGACCAGCAGACGUAUCCGGCUGGAGGCUCUGGAGCACGGUGACGUGGUGCAAGGACCGUUCGUAGACUCCUACCACAACCUCACCCACAAAGGCGUCAUGGGCCUCCGCUGGGCGGCCGAGCACUGCUCUCAAGCGAAUGUCGUCAUCAAAAUUGACGAUGACGUGUACGUGAACACCUUCCGGUUCAUCGAGCGCGUACUUCCGGAUUUAUCCAAAAAGACCAAUCACAUCGCGUGCCAUCUCCGGCCAAGUGGAACUAGCCCGAUCACGAGAGGAGAGGGGAAAUGGCAGGUGAGCGACCUGGAGUUCAAAGACCUGAAGCAUUACCCCUUUGAUUAUUGCAAUGGUUACUUUGUGAUACUCUCCGGAGACCUCAUUCGACCGAUGCUGAACGCUGCCCGGGUCAACCCGUUCUUCUGGAUCGACGACGUGUAUUUGUUCGGUUUGCUUCCCGCCACAGUCGGAGAUACAAAGUUUCAGGAUCUUAAGCCCAAUUUGACGUUGCGGUUUGACACGGGCAAAACUUGUUUCCAAAACAAAGGGAUCGAAUGUCACCUGCUUGCGGUGAGUCAGUGGAAGGAGAAAGAGGCGGACUCGUUCUGGUACACCAUGCUCUCGAAGCUCUCCGGGGAGAGGAAGACAGAUUUCCACUUGUUUGAAAAGUCGUGAACGCGUGUUUCGGUUUGGUGGAGACGUUGGAAGGAAGAAGAAAUGAUGUGUUUGAGAAUGGUGUUUCGAGUGAUGAUGUACUGGUUUGAAAUGUUCUCGAAGAAUAGAGCAAUGUCGCUUGUUUUAGACAUUGCGAACGGAUGAUAGUGCAGUCAGAAAUUCGUUACGCAACUUAUUUGUCAAAUAUUUUCUAAACUAUCGCAUAUAAACUUUCCAGAUUUUGCUCAAUGACGUGUAUCAAUUUGUCACAAUAGAUCAACAUUUCUGUAUGUGUGUGGGAAAUGGGAAGUGCUUUGAACAAUCCCAAUUUUAGCUUGUUGGAGAUGUGUAUUACCUGUAUUACCUGUCCUGGGCAACAAUGUCAGUGCACACCGGACAGGUCCAUGAGUGCUCAGU